UUUUUCAUAUCUCAAGCUCCGCCAUGUUUUGAUAUUUUGGGGAGAGGUGUGUUGUUUGGACUGCUAGCAACAUUUUACAUAAACUCUUAUCUGCAAAAUGCACACCUCUCACCGACUUGAAUUUAUUUGUAUAUAUGUUAUCGCCCUUGAAGGCUGUUAGGUCGCAGUACAUAAUCAAAUGAUAACGGACCUCCAGCUCUUUUGUGGUUAUCAAUCUUUUGAAGAAGAUAAGCAGGGGCUUGGUGCCUCCUACACAGAUUCGUUCGUCUCCUUCUUUCGGAAUGUUCUCAAAAAAGCCUCAUGGGGACGUCAAAAAAUCAACACCGAAAGUGUUGGAUCCCAAAAAAGAUGUACUGACACGUCUAAAACACCUGCGGAUCGUUAUAGAAAAUGCAGAGUCGGGGGACCUGAAGCAUUUCUUUGACCAAUACUACUCUCACAUCUACUAUGUGUUCUUUGAGAACUUUGUUAACAUUGAAGUCAGUCUCAAACAAAAAGGUCACAAAUCACAAAGGGAAGAACUUGACUCCAUUCUUUUCAUAUUCGAGAAAAUUCUGCAACUCCUACCAGAGCGAAUACAAGGACGAUGGCAGUUCCACAGCAUAGGCCUCAUUCUGAAGAAGUUGUUGCACACUGGGAAUUCUUUAAAGAUCCGAAGGGAGGGUGUACGUCUGUUCCUGCUAUGGAUGCAGGCCUUGCAGGGCAACGCACUGAGAGAGCAGCUAUGGAUUUUUGCCUGUCUGAUCCCUGGCUUCCCAUCUCCCCAGUCAGAGCUGGGCCCUCGAACCCUGGACAACCUGGUCAACCCCCCUCUCAGCCUCCAGGAGACUCAAGUGACUCCAGAAGAGAUCAGUCCCCUGGUCCCUCCUCAGACAGGAGAUAAAGCCCAGGAAGACCUCACAGGAUACUUCCUAGAGGCUCUUCUGAAAUACAUGGUAAACCAGGCCAAAAGUCUGGAGUGGAAGUGUAAAGACAACCACGAGAAGGGCUUUGCAUUCCUGUUUGGAAACUUUAAGAAAUAUUACCUGCCGCACAUAUUCCCCAACUUCUCCAAGGAGACCAGUUUGUACCAUCCCAUACUGGAGGUUCCUUCGAUGAGACCAAAGCCUUACUACAGUGUGGUGAAGAGAGACACAGAGACCAACGACACAGUGUACUGUACCAAGGAGAGCCUCCUCAACGCCCGCGUUAUCUUCAUCCGCUGGCUGGUGUCCUUCUGGCUGGAGCCACGCUCCAACACUGGAACACACAUCCCCGGGGUGGACGGAGAGAGGGAGAGAGUUCCAAAGAACAUCCAGAGGGCAGCAGCAGGGCUGGCAGCGCGGGGACAUGGCCAGGGGGAGGACCUGGGCCCCAGGGCAGACAGCCUGGACAGAGCGAUUGGGUAUGAGCAGGAGCCAUCCCACUCCAACACCUCCACCCUGACGGAGAGGGAGCCCAGCUCCUCCAGCCUGUGUAGUAUGGACGAGGAGCACCUCACUGACAAGGAGGUGGUGAGACGAGUCCUCUGUUCUUCCAGGACUAACGUCAACUUCAUCACCGAGGUCUUCAGACAGGCCUUCCUGUUGCCGAUGUGCGAGGCUGCAGCCAUGAGGAAGGUGGUGCGGGUGUACCAGGAAUGGUUCGCCCUGGAGGACAAGCCUGUGUUUAUGAGGGAGCCGGAGGAAGAGAGGUUCUUUACCACGGCUGGAGGGGUCAACCUAGAGCCUGUACCCCAGCAGGACACUGAGAAGGAGGAGGAGGGGGUGAAUAAAGUGUCUGAGAAAGAGCUGCUGGAGUACAGUGUGCAUGCCGGUGUUCAGCCCACUCUACAGGUGUUUGUCACCAACUCUGCCAACGUUUUUCUGCUGGAGCCAGCCAAUGAGCUCAAGGUGUUGCUGGAGGAACAUGUUGACAUGUGCAAGAGAGUCCUCAACAUCUACCGCAGCCUGGUCAUGCAUGAAACCAUGGACCAGAAGACAUGGGAGCAGAUCUUGCUGGUGCUGUUGAGGGUGACCGAGUGUGUGAUGAGGAGACCUCCCUCCAUCAUGCCCCAUGGCAAGAAGAACAUCACCCUCUCUGGGAGGCUGGCCGGGGCCGUCUUUCAGACCUUGAUAGUGGCCUGGAUUAAAGGGAACCUGAACGUGUACAUCUCCAGGGAGCUGUGGGACGACCUGCUGUCUGUGCUGUCCUCGCUCACCUGCUGGGAGGAGUUGGUCACAGAGUGGUCCCUCACCAUGGAGACGCUCACCAAAGUUCUGGCCCGCAACCUGUACAGUCUGGACCUCAACGAGCUGCCCCUGGACAAGCUGAGCGAACAGAAACAGAAAAAACACAAGGGAAAAGGGGGCGCUCACGAGGGCCAGAAGACGGCUGUGGACCAUUCUUUCUCUAAGGGCUGGAGCAGGGACCAGCCUGGGAGCGGUCAAGCAGCAGCCAUGAGGCAGCGCAGUGCCACCACCGCUGGCUCCCCGGGCAUGGAGAAGGCCAGGAACAUCAUACGCCAGAAGACUGUGGCCCUGCGUAGCUGCUCUACGGGCGACAGCUUCCUGUCCCAAGCCUUUAUCCGCAGCGCUAAAAGUGCCCCUGUCCUGAUCCAUCCUCUCCACCCUCUCCUGUCUGACUCUGUCCACACAUCCCUAGCUGACGAGCUGGCAGAUAUGGAGGACCCCCCCAUGGCCAUGACCUCUCGGGGACCCAGGAUCCGCCACUGCUCCCAGAGCGAGAAUACCCCGGCCUCUGAGGUGUUCUCAGCAUCCAGUGACCUGGAACCCGGGGCCUACGCUCCCCGCAGCAGUAGCGCUUCUGACAUCAUGGAGCCCUUCAUCGCUGAGAGGGUCAAAGGUGCACUUCCUGUCCCCGACAGUCCCCCCUCUCACUCCACCAUCACCGCUGUCUUUGCCCCCCACCACGCCCACCACCCCCCUUGCUCCUCCCGGAGCCACUCCCUGCACCCCCCCAACCCCCACACAGCCCCAGGUAGCAGUUUGGCCUCUCUGGAAGUGGGGGAUAGCAUCUAUGACUACCUGUGGCAGAUGAUAGGCCCCCGGCCCCCUGCCCCUGACUGGACAUGUGGUGGAGCCUCCUCCUCCUCCACCCAGUCCUCUGAGAGAGAUGAGGAGGGGGAGAUGCAGGGGGAGGAGGACCUGCUUAGUUCUCUCAGGGAGUACCUGAUGCACAUAAGCCUGGAGGAGGGAGGUGGAGAGGGGGAGAGGGGUGGCCCUAGUGACGUUGUGGAGGGUCGCACUGUGAUGGUACAGUCAGGGUCACAGCAGGUCAGGAGACAGGUCCAGGUAAGGCAGCAUAGCAUCUUAAACUCAGCAGAAGAGAACAGUACAGAGGCAGAGCAGCAGCCUGCUGAGAAGAGUAUCUAUGAGUGUUUGGAACAGAGUGAUGACUGGGAGCUGAUCAGCAGGGGGAGCUCUAGUCUUGACCAGCAGGUAACUACUCGGGGAACAGAGAAUAGGGAAGAGCCCCACUUGGUCAGGCAAGACGCCACAGAGUGUGAGUAUAAUAAUGAAACAGGAGGUUCAGGCCAACAGGCCCCUCAGCCCCAGCAGCAGUCCCUCAACCUCCACCACUCCCUGAAGCCCAGGCUGGUCCGGGGUAGGCCCAAAAAGCACCAUGGGGCAGGGGGAGGGGUACACGUCAGCUUCCGGCCCUCCACAGAGUCUGUCCAGUUCCACAACCCUCUAGACUCCAAGGAGGCCCACUGGAGGACCAGGCUGCGCCGCCUCAGCCACUUCAGCAGCCACUCUGUAGGAGGGGUGGGGUCUGGAGGGGCUGGGGCAGGGUUGGGGGGGUCAAAGGGUAAAGAGAGGUCAGGAGGGGAGGGGGUGAGCGGAAGCGGGGAGCAUCCGGAACGGGAGGCCAGUGGAUUGGGGGGUCAUGCGACAGAGCCAGGACGUGUCCGUCUGGGGCGCUCCUCCCUUCGGCCUCGUGGGACUCGGUCCAGGUCCCAGGAUGCGGAGUCAGGGAUCAGUCCUUCUCGGCAGCAGCAGGGGGCUCUGUUGGGUGGUGUGUAUAAAUCUGUGGUCCAUGCUCUCUCCAAGCCCAAGGCCCACGCCUCCGGCUCCGCAUCACCGCAGCGGCAAAGCAAAGCCCCUGGCGUGGCCACAGAGGCGCCCCUGAGGGACCUGUACACUCAUGUAUUGGGCUAUUUUGGAAAGAAAGCACCAGGCAACAAGGAGGACCCUUGUCAGACGAUGCGUGCUGUGUCCAGUGAUAACGGCAACCAAAACUUUGGAGACCUGAUGGACGAAUUUAUCCAAGAGCGUCUGCGAGCGAGAGGCACCUCUGGCAUGACGAGGCGUGGCAGUAGCCCCGGUAGUCUGGAGAUCCCCAAAGACCUGCCGGAGCUCCUGGACCGUCAGAACGUCACACAACCCGUGGACGACCCCGGUGUGCCCUCUGAGUGGACCUCCCCCGCCAGCAGCAGCGACGUCAUCAGCUCCGACAGCCAAUCAGACUCCUUCAACGCCUUCCAGUACGCCAAAUGCAAGCUGGAAAAUUUCAGCUUUGGUCUGGAUGACUGUGGUGCGGGGUCUUUGGACCAGGAUAACGCUAGCCUUGGAGGGGUGCCCCAGACUGCAGAGGAACAGGAGCUGUCCAGCCUCACCACCCUGCACAUAGAUUCAGAGACCAGCAGUCUGAGCCAGCACGGCCUGUCUGCAGACGCCAUCACCAUCACAGGUUCAGAGAGUGCGUCCCCGAUGCAUUCCCUGGGUGGUUCCUGCUCACAGAGCCCGUCUCCAGCCACCCUGACCGCUGAACACAUAGGGCUGCAGCAUGAGGACCUGCAGCUGGAUGAGAAACUACAUCACUCUGUACUACACACUCCUGAUGACCUGGAAAUCAGUGAGUUUCCUACAGAGGACUGCAGUGUGAUGGCCGGUGGCUCCCUGACCGGUUGGCACGCUGACGUUGCCACGGUGAUGUGGCGGAGGAUGCUAGGCAUUCUGGGUGAUGUGAACACCAUUAAGGACCCAGAGAUCCACGCGCAAGUCUUUGACUACCUCUGUGAGCUGUGGCAGAACCUGGCCAAGAUCAGAGAUAAUCUGGGCAUCUCUCUGGACAACCAGUCAUCUCCUCCUCCCCCGGUCCUCAUCCCUCCCCUCCGGAUCCUCACCCCCUGGCUCUUUAAAGCGACCAUGCUGACAGAGAGGUACAAACAGGGGAAGCUACACGCCUACAAACUCAUCUGUAAGAUCAUGAAGAGGAGGCAGGACGUAUCGCCCAACUCAGACUUCCUCACACACUUCUACAACAUCAUGCACUGUGGCCUUAUGCACGUCGACCAGGACAUAGUGAACACCAUCAUUAAGCACUGUUCUCCUCGGUUCUUCUCCAUCGGGCUGCCUGGAGCCACCAUGCUUAUCCUGGAUUUCAUCAUCGCAGCCAGCAGAGUCACAGCCUGCUCCUCCCUCAAUGCCCCACGGGUGGAGGCUCAGAUCCUGCUGGGUUCUCUGGUGUGUUUCCCUAACCUAUACGAGGAGCUGCCUGCCCUACACCCCACCACCGCUGACGUGGUCAUAACCAAGUUCAGAGACGUUAAGGAACACAUCAUCAAACACAUCCUGAGUUCAGCCAUAGAUGAGCCUUCAGCCCCAGCCAGGUGUGUGGCCCUGUGCAGUCUGGGUAUCUGGCUGUGUGAGGAGUUGGUCCACGGCACCCAGCACCCUCAGAUCAAAGAAGCCCUCAACGUCAUCUGUGUCACUCUAAAGUUUCCAAAUAAAACUGUCGCGCUGGUGGCCUCCGACAUUCUGCACUUGCUCAUAAACUAUGUCGAUGACCUUCAGAAAUUCCCACUCGACACUCCAAAGAAAAUAGUUGAGAUCCUCAUAGCGACCAUCACUCACCUGCUUCCCACUACAGAAUCCUCGCCUCAUGAACUGGACAAGAGGUUGGUGGUGUCUCUGCUGUUGUGCCUGCUGGACUGGGUGAUGGCUCUGCCUCCUAAGACUCUGCUGCAGCCUGUCCAAACCCUCAGCCCUGACAAGGAGAAGCCAGACAAGUCUGUCCUCAGCUGUAUCUACAAGGUGCUGCAUGGCUGUGUGUAUGGGGCCCAGAACUUCAACAGCCCUAGGUAUUUUCCUAUGAACUUGUCAGACCUGACCAGUCCAGACUACGACCCCUUCCUGCUACUGGAGAGUCUGAAGGAACCAGAGCCCCUCCAUUCCCCUGACUCAGAACGCUCCUCCAAACUACAGCCUGUCACUGAGGUGCGGAGCCGUAUCCAGCACGGUCUGAUCUCCAUCGCGGCCAGGACAGUCAUCACCCACCUGGUCAACCACCUUGGGCACUACCCCAUGUCUGGAGGCCCUGCUACCCUGACCAGCCAGGUGUGUGAGAACAUGGACAACCCCUACAGCGACAGCCCUGACCUGGCCCCAGAGCUCUUCGACGGGCCCAACCUACAGUUCUUUGUCCUGAAUGGCACCACCCUCCUAUCCUGUCUGCAGGUCCGUGCUGAGGAUGGUGUGCCUGGUGGAGGAAUGUCUGCAGGCCUCACCACCACCAGUGCCUGUGUGAGGGUUAUCGUCCGAGACAUCUCCGGAAAACACUCGUGGGAUUCGGCUGUGCUGUACGGGCCACCUCACUGUGGUGUUCCCAAUCAGCCCCUGCACCUCUACAGUAACACACCAACAGAGAGAAUGACUACAAAGGGGGAGAAGGAGAAGAACUGGGUUGGAGACCCUAUAGAGAAGGAAGAAGAGGAGAGGGAAGAGGGGGCAGCACUGGAGGAAGAGGAGGUGGUGGUGCUGGGAGAGGAGGAGCAGGGGGAGGCUGUGGAGGAGGAAGGAGAGGAGGAAGUGAAAGGUGUGUUGGAGCUCAUGGCCCCGCAGGCUAAGCGUGUGUGUCGCGAGGCGGUCCCGUCCUGGAACUCCCUGCGAGAAGAAGACGUUCUAGAUGAGAUGCUGCAGUACCUGGGUUACUCCAGCCCCGAGUGCCUUCAGCGCGCCGGAGGCCCCCUUAACAUCCCCGCCCCACCCCCUGUCUGCGUGUCGGAGAAGCAGGAGAACGACGUGAUCAACGCCAUCCUGAAGCAGUGUGCAGAGGAGAGGGACUUUGCGGUGCACAGGGGGAAUGGGCUGAACAUGAGGGCCGUGGAGCAAGGGGAGCCAGGGCCUCAGAGGCCCCAGUCAGCCUUCUACUACUGCAGGCUGCUACUCAACAUCCUGGGCAUGAACUCCUGGGAGAAGAGGAGCAACUUCCAUCUCCUGAAGAAGAACGAGAAGCUGCUUAGAGAGCUUAAGAACCUCGACUCCAGGCAGUGUCGAGAGACGCACAAAAUAGCCGUGUUUUACGUGGCGGAGGGGCAGGAGGACAAGCACUCUAUCCUGUGUAAUACCAGGGGGAGUCAGGCCUACGAGGACUUUGUCUCUGGGCUGGGCUGGGAGGUGAACUUGACCAGUCACUGUGGCUUUAUGGGAGGUCUUCAGAGGAACAAGAGUACUGGUCUCACCACGCCUUACUUCGCUACCUCCACCGUUGAGGUCAUGUUCCACGUCUCCACGCGGAUGCCCCCCGACUCAGACGACUCACUCACCAAAAAGCUAAGGCAUCUUGGGAAUGACGAGGUGCACAUUGUGUGGUCUGAGCAUUCGCGGGACUACAGGAGAGGCAUCAUCCCUACGGAGUUUGGAGACGUCCUCAUCAUCAUCUACCCCAUGAAGAACCACAUGUACAGCAUCCAGAUCCUCAAGAAGCCAGAGGUACCAUUUUUCGGGCCCCUGUUCGAUGGAGCCAUAGUGGAUGAGAAGAUCCUUCCCACCAUGGUCCGGGCCACGGCUCUCAACGCCAGCAGGGCUCUUAAAUCCCUCAUCCCCCUUUACCAGAACUUCUACGAGGAGAGAGCGCGUUACCUGGAGACCAUCGUACAUCACCACCUGGAGCCAACCACCUUCGAGGACUAUGCAGCAAGGGUCUUUUGCCCCGCCCCCUACCACCACCUCCCGUCAGACCCAGAGAGCUUGAUAUUUCAGCUCCUUCCCAAAACUCCACUAGAAAACAUUGGGCUCAGCAAGGUAAAGGGCAAAGACUUGAAACGGAAGGUCUUUCACGCUAGCUGUGAAUGGUAUGCUAAAACAUUAACACGGCAAAGUACCUUUUUUCUCUCUGUUCCUUCUUACCCUGUUUCCUCCUCCUUUAGUUUCCUGUUUUAUUAUUCUCUGACGUUCUAGAUUUCAGUUGUGUUUUAUAGUACCACCACCAUCAUACCUUUUGGGAUUAGUUGUUUAGAUUUAUUUCAUGAACAUUGAUGCCUCGAUACGUUACAGCUAAAGAAAGCUACCCAUAACUAUACUAAAAUGUGUCAACAUUUAUUAUAAUACAAUUACUUUCAGAGAGAUGCAACACCUUUACCACUGCAGUACAAAUCAAAGUGCAUGUACUGACCUUCCCCUCCCCUUCCAUAAAGACUAAUAUGAGCUGGGGACUAACCUCAGGAAGGCAGGUUGUAGACUGGAGGAGUAGGACCCAGUCUGUCUGUAGGGGGUGGGGUGGGGGGGCAGCAGCUAGCCCUGCCUUCUACAUUACUGUUUUACCAUUGACUGUCACAGUAGUGGGCUACAGGCAACGGGGGGGGGGCUCUAACGCCUGUGCUCUCCUUCCCUUUCCCCCCCUCCCUCCUUCCACAGGCUCAUGCCUCGAGAGUCAGCAGGGAGAAAGUCCAGCAGCAGCGCUUCUAGACGGGGCCGACCAGUUAGCCUUGCCAAUGUCCCCUCAUACUAGCAAGAGCCGUAUGUCCAUGAAGCUCCGACGCUCCUCCGGCUCGGCCAACAAGACCUGAUCGGACUUUCCCUCCGCUGACCCUCCACGCCACACCCAGCGAGAGUUCACAGCCUUCAGACGAAGAGACUGACUCUCUCUCUCUCUGUACCGUACAGCUAGGACUGCACUACACUGCAACUACCAGCCUUUACCUGCUAACAGCGAUGCAUUGCAUGUUAUGUACUCCAACUACAUGGACAUGGACACACCUGCCCUGCAUGGUCAGA
Messenger RNA from Salmo salar (Atlantic salmon), 8978 nucleotides. NCBI's taxonomy places the organism in Eukaryota, Metazoa, Chordata, Actinopteri, Salmoniformes, Salmonidae. The record is from RefSeq and is a predicted model, not a curated record.